UUGGUAAUGAAAGACACGAGGGGACUGAGUUUCUAAAGUUAAGAGGUGAGGUCCAAAAACAUGAAACCAUUUAUUAGUCCAAUUGUCUUCAACCUCCGCUCUUUAUUCCCCUACGACCCGAAACAGACAAAUCUCCGCCAGCCGCCGCCACAUGCCACCUGCCGGCCCCCCUCUCUCUCUGUAUUGCUUUUUAAAUUUAUUCCUAACAACCAAAUAUGAAAACCAAGUUCUUCCUCUGUAUGCGCCCUCCGGUCAUCGAAACAGAAGACGGAGACUACAUAAAACCACCGCCAACAGUCGGGUCAUCAUAUUCUACCGUCUCCAGUAAAACCUCCGGCCGCCGUAAUCGAGAUUUACAGCAGAGGAAAAGGGUUGCUGCUGAGAGAUACAUCCAUCAACUUCCUGUGAAGUCAAAUAGUAACCCUUUUUCCGGCGACAUAUCGGAAGGUAAGUCAGAAAGCUAUGUUGAGAUAGAUCCUCAAAAGUCGCAGGAAAACACUGGUCCAGUUUCGGAAACUAAUCUUUCGAUAUCUUUUCCCGCCGAAAAAUCAGCUUCUCAUAAAAAACUGAGUAUAAACUUAAAUGGUAAAGUCAACGGUGGUCUUCAAUCGAAUUCUGGGGUGUAUUUAAUGGUUAGUAGUCUAUUUUUCACAAUGUUUUUGGGAAAGUUUUUAGGGAUUCUGUGUACUUUGAUAUUGGUUUGCUCUGUUUAUCCUCACCGGAAAGAUGAUAGAAAUAAUGGUCAGAGAUCGAUAAACAUGGUGGCAAACUUGCCGGAAAAAGGGUCGCCGGAGGAUGACAAGAAGAGAGUCAUAAUGGAAGGACUGCUGAACAGGAAGAGCCAUAAUCGAGAAAGCAUUAAAUUUUUUAGUUGAGAACUUUGAUGCAUAUCAACUUCAGUGAUUUUAGAGUAAUUUUAAGAAAAAAGAAACACACAUUUAUGUUAGAAUGUAAACAAUUUAGUUUUUUAUGUUUGCCCAUUAAUCAAGUGAUCAUAUCCAAAAAUAUAUUAUGAUUUAA
Molecule: messenger RNA, 1020 nt
Organism: Lactuca sativa (garden lettuce)
Lineage: Eukaryota; Viridiplantae; Streptophyta; Magnoliopsida; Asterales; Asteraceae
Source: RefSeq, a predicted model, not a curated record